Plasmodium berghei ANKA is the source of this 3714-nucleotide messenger RNA. Its product is annotated as nucleoporin NUP138. The record is from RefSeq and is a predicted model, not a curated record. NCBI's taxonomy places the organism in Eukaryota, Apicomplexa, Aconoidasida, Haemosporida, Plasmodiidae. The transcript has a single exon. The coding region runs from base 1 to 3714 and encodes 1237 amino acids.
AUGAAUAACAAUGGAGGAAAUGCAAAUAACCCCAAUAUGUGGGGUAUGCCAAAUAAUAAUUUAGGGAAUAACAGUUUUUUUGGUACUAAUAUGAAUAGUCAAAAUGGUUUAAAUGAAAAUAAUAACAAUAGCUUAAAUAAUCAAACAAACAUGACUGGGAAUAAUAUGUUUUUUGGAGCGAGUGUAAACAAUCAAAAUAAUAAUAUUUUUGAAAAUAAUAUGAAUUCUCAAAAUAAUGUUGGCAAAAGUGAUAAUUCUAUUUUUGGAACUCCAUCAAAUGAUCUUAAUAAAAGCAACAAUACUAGCUUAUUUGGUAGCCUUUCUUCAAACACUUCUGUAAAUAACAAUACGACAAAUGCUUUUAAUGCAAACUUAUUUAAUGCCGCAAAAAAGGAUGUAUAUCCUGGAUUUACAAGAAGUUUAUUAGGGAAUUCACCAAAUAAUAGUUCUAAUAUAUUUAAGCAAAGCACACUAGGUAGUUCAAUAGCAUUAGGAAGCCAAUUAAAUGAAGAUAGAGGAUCCGAAUCAGGGGGGUUAUUUUCAAAGGAACAAUUAGAAGCAGCUAAGCAAAUAUUUGCAAAUUCAUCUUCAGGAAAUUUAUCAAGCUUUAAUAAUAAAACGAAUAAUAAUAAGUUAACAUUUAGUGGAGGUUUUUCAUCAAGUUCUAGUGCGUUUUCAAAAAAUAAUAUAAACCCUUUUCAGAGUAUGGCUAUGCAAGCAACUAAUCAAAAUGAUAAAUCAUCACUUAUGAAUAAUAAUAUGAACAAAUUAUUUUUUGGUGAUACAAAUAAUAAUAAUAUUAAUGGUGGUGGAAAAAUAAACCCAUUUGGUAUGCCUACCGUGAACAAUUUAACUUCACCAAAUAAAUUAAAUGAAAUUGGUCCAGGUGGAUUUAGUCAAGCUAUUAAGUCAUUUAAUCCAAAUACUAAUAGUUUGUUUUCAUCACAAACCAAUACCGGUUCUACUGCUUCCACUAGUUUUAAUAAUAAUGAUAGUUCUCAGAAAUCCCUUUUUUCAAAUUUUGGUGGCGGCUUUAACUCAUUUGCAAAGACAAACACAAAUGAUAUUUUUAAAAAAAAUACUACAGAAAAUGCUACUAAUAAUAAUAAUACAAAUACCUCAUUUUCCUUUUUGCCAUCUUUUAAUGGUUCAAAAAAUAAUGAUAAUUCAUUCUCUUUAAAUUCAUUCAAUGCAACAAAUAAUGAAAAAUCAAGUGGCAGUUUGUUCAGUUUUAAUAAUAAUAAUACUAACACAGCAUCACCAGAUUUUUCAUUAUUUUCUAAUAAUAAUAUAAAUAAAACCACAACACCAGAUAAUUCAAUUAAUAGCAGUAUUAAUAAAGAUGCUGAAAAUAAGGCAAUUGAAAAAUCUAAUCAAAACAUAGGAGAAAGUAAAGAUUCAGGAAUAACAAGCGUAGUUAGUGAAUCCUUUAAAGCUAACGAUGCUAGUGGAACAGAUAAAUCAAUUUUUUCUAAAGAAACUGAAGCGGAAAAGGACAAAGAAAAGGCUGGUGACAAAAACGAACAAAAUGACAACGAUAAGGAAAAAGAUGAAACCAAAGAAACAAAUGUUACCCUUGAAAUUAAAAAGGAUGAAAAUGAUUCAACCAAAAAUCAUGAUGAAAAGUUAAUAGAUCAUAAAAGCGAAUCAAAAGAAAACCAAAAUAAUGAAAAUGAAAAAGAUGAUAAAAAUGAUGAUAAAAAAUAUGAAACUUCAGACAAUGCUAAAGAUAAUAAAGAUGGCACUAAUAAUGAUAAGAUGUCACUUUUUGGAAAAAGCUUAACAUUUAACUCUUCAUUUUUUAAAACGAGCACAGCCAAUUUGACUGAUAAAAAAAGUAAUUUAGAAUCAUCUAGCAGUUUAAACAACGAUACAGAAAAUAAAAAGGAAAAAACUGGAUUUUUCUUUGGAAAUGACGAUAAAAAUGAAAAUACAAAUACUAGUACUGAAUCAAAAUGGGAUUUCUCAAAAUUUGGAAAUAAUAAUUUAUUUAACAAAGAAAAGGAGUCAUUUUCCUUCAGUUUUAAGGAAACUAGUACUACUGACAAAAAAAAUGAAUCUACAAAUUUAAAAGAUAAUAAAAAAGAGGAAGAUACCAAACCUUCAGUAUCUACAGAAUCAAAAGAUAAAAAUAAAGAAGCUACCGCUACACCAAAAAAAUCAAUAUUCAAUUUUGGAAUUAAAUCGAAUUUUUUAAACCAAAGCUCAAAAGAUAGUAAAGAUGACAACAUAAAUGAAAGCAAUAAAGAGAAGGAUAACGAGAAGCCGACUAAAGGAGCUGAAACUGACGAAACAGAUGCAGACGGAACUAAGGAUCACAAUACUACAGGAGUGUAUAGUAAAUUAGAUUCAAAUGAUGUUGGUGAUAAAAAAAAAAUUUGGAAACUUUCUUUUACAAAGAAAAAGGAUCAAACUUCUACAGAUGCACAAAAAGAAUUGAAAGAAAAUGAAUUAAAAAACAACAACUUGCUUAAUAAAGGUCCAUCUCUGCAACCAAGCGAUAUAACACUAGGAAAAGGAAGCUUGUUUGGAAGUUUUACUAAAGAUAAUGAAAAAAAAAAUGAAGAUACAAAAAAUACAAAAAGUGAUCACUUUUCAAAUAUUAAUUCUUUUGGGAAGAAUAAUACAAGCAUAAGUUUUAAUCAAAGUAGUUUAUUUGGAAAACCUGAUGAAAAAGGUAAUACGUUAUUUUCAUCAAGUAAUAACACUUUCCAAUUUUUUAAUUCUUCUCAAAAUGAUAAAAAAAAAACUGAAUUUCAAACAAAAACUCAAAAUAUACCAGAGAUUAAAAAUAACCAAAAUGCUGACGAUGAAGAUGUAAAUAAUGUAAGUAAUUUAAUAAAUUUUAUAUCUUUAGAAGAUAGGAAAAAAAAUGUAUAUAUAAAUAAUAAUGCACAAUGUGAUGACGAAAAUCAUGAAAAAACGUACAUUUCGUCAAACUUGAAAUCUAACAAUAAUAAUGAAACAUCACAUCGUUCACAAACUGCUAAUUUCCAAUUAAAAGAAACAAAAGGAACUCUUCGGAUGGAUAAUAAUGAUGAUUAUGCCGAUUUUAAUGACAUUGAUUUUAUAAAUGGACAACAAAAUCUAGAAAUUAAUAUGGAACACCAAAGACAGUUAGAAAAUGAUAGGAAAAGCGUAGAAAAUAAUAUUAAAACAAACGAAUGUUUUUUAAAAAAAAAUUUAGAUCAAGAAAUGGCUGUUGAUGUUAUUAAUAAUUUAUCAUCUUUUGUUAAAAAUAAAAUUAAUUUUAUGAAUUAUUGUUCUAAUGAAAUCUUAGAUAUAUAUAAUAAAGUAUCUCAUUAUGAAAAAAUGUAUGCAUUAAUAUCAGAAGAUCAAAUCAAAAUUGAAAAAAAACAGGAGUCAUUAGAAAAAAGAUUAAGACUUAUACAAAGUGAGCAAUGUGAUAUGCUUUCUUUACUUAAUGAACUCGAUAAUGAAAAUUCUUUAACUUUUUUAAAAGUUCUUAAUCAAAAAAAUUUAAAUAAAGACGACAGUAUAAAUAAUAAAAAUCUUUAUCUUGACAUUGAUAAAUUUGAAAAAUUAGCUGAUAAAAUAGAGAACUUAGAAGAACUAAUAGAUUCUAUACAUAACACUUCCAAACAUGACAUAGUAAAUGAUCUAGUUAAUAAAUGUUAUACAAAUGAAAUCAAUUGUGAACAAAUAGAGAAACAACUUAAUGGUUAUUCUCACGAGCUUAGAAAUAUGAAGUAA